UACCCAUCAGUUUUGUGUUUACAGUAAAGAACUAUUUCGAGUAAUUAAGUGAAUUGUACCAUUUCAUAACGGUUCCGAAAGAAGUGAAUGCUUGAAAUGUAUAAAAAUUAAUCUUUUGUUACCGUAAACUGGUUAAUUAGUGUUGAUUAAAUGAAUCACUUAUAGCUUAGAGAACAUUGUCUUUUGAUCAAGAAGCGUUUACAAACGUAGUGGUCAACGUUUUCUGUGAAUCUAGAAGUUCGACUAAAUUCAUUUUGAAAAAUGUGUGACGACGAUGUCGCUGCUUUAGUCAUUGACAAUGGCUCUGGGAUGUGCAAAGCAGGAUUUGCCGGGGACGACGCCCCUAGAGCCGUUUUUGCCAGUGUCGUGGGGCGCCCUCGAUAUCAGGGUGUGAUGGUCGGAAUGGGCCAGAAAGACUCCUACGUGGGCGACGAAGCCCAAACCAAACGCGGCGUUUUGACCGUAAAAUACCCCAUCGAACACGGAAUCGUAAGCAACUGGGACGACAUGGAAAAAAUCUGGCACCACACCUUCUACAACGAACUGAGAGUAUCGCCAGAGGACCACCCCGUCCUCCUGACCGAAGCCCCAUUAAACCCGAAAAUAAACAGAGAGAAGAUGACCCAAAUCAUGUUCGAAACGUUCGGCUGCCCGGCCAUGUACGUCGCCAUCCAAGCUGUCUUGUCGCUGUACGCAAGUGGACGCACCACCGGCAUCGUCAUGGACUCCGGCGACGGCGUGUCCCACACCGUCCCCAUCUACGAAGGAUACGCACUCCCUCACGCAAUUCUUCGUAUGGACCUCGCCGGCCGCGACCUCACCGACUACCUGAUGAAGAUCCUCACCGAGAGGGGGUACAGCUUCACCACCACGGCAGAACGCGAGAUAAUCCGAGACCUUAAGGAGAAGAUCUGCUUCGUGGCGUUGGACUUCGAACGGGAUCUUGCGAUAUCCGCUAGUACUAACACGUUCGAGAAGAGCUAUGAGUUGCCGGAUGGGCAGAUCAUUACGAUAGGGAACGAACGCUUCCGGUGUCCUGAAGCCAUGUUCCAGCCGACGUUCUUGGGGAUGGAGACGACCGGGAUUCACGAGACCACGUACAACUCGAUCAUGAGGUCGGACAUGGAUAUUCGGAAGGAUUUGUACGCGAAUAUUGUUCUGUCUGGAGGAAGCACGAUGUUCGCGGGGGUUGCGGACAGAAUCCAGAAGGAAAUCGCGGCUUUGGCACCGGCUUCCAUGAAGAUUAAGAUCAUUGCGCCACCAGAACGAAAGUACUCCGUGUGGAUUGGUGGAAGCAUUUUGGCCAGUCUGACGACGUUCCAGCAGAUGUGGAUCUCGAAGGAUGAGUACGACGAGUCCGGACCGGUUAUCGUUCAUCGCAAGUGUUUUUAAGCUUGUGUAGAAGACCUAGGAUCCAGGGUCUACCCUAUCAUUAACUAAAUUAAAACAUUAAUUGUUGAUUGUUGUUAAAUAAAAAAGUUUUUGUCA
Molecule: messenger RNA, 1488 nt
Organism: Zophobas morio
Lineage: Eukaryota; Metazoa; Arthropoda; Insecta; Coleoptera; Tenebrionidae
Product: actin, cytoplasmic-like
Exons: 4
Coding region: 262-1392 (376 amino acids)
Biological process (GO): mitotic cytokinesis
Source: RefSeq, a predicted model, not a curated record